Pezoporus flaviventris is the source of this 2594-nucleotide messenger RNA. It is a transcript of the gene RAD17, whose product is annotated as RAD17 checkpoint clamp loader component. Gene Ontology annotation, biological process: DNA repair; mitotic DNA replication checkpoint signaling; DNA damage checkpoint signaling. Gene Ontology annotation, molecular function: ATP hydrolysis activity; DNA clamp loader activity; chromatin binding. Gene Ontology annotation, cellular component: Rad17 RFC-like complex; nucleus. Bases 71 to 2149 code for a protein of 692 amino acids. Lineage: Eukaryota; Metazoa; Chordata; Aves; Psittaciformes; Psittacidae. The transcript has 16 exons. The record is from RefSeq and is a predicted model, not a curated record.
GGCUUGUCCCCUCAGGCCCGGCUGGUCGCAGAGCGUCUGACUGGCUGAUCGGCGCCGGUCGGGCUGAGGGAUGUCUGGAAGCUCCUCGGGAAAACAGACGGUGCCGGCUGAGGUCACAGAUUGGUUGGCGCAUUCAUUUGGUGACUUCUUAGGAAACACAAGUAUUUCCCCCAGCGCUGUUCCUGUGAAGCCACUAGAAGACAACUCCGGUAGAAACCAGCAGCCGCAGCAAAAAGAUGUGUCUUCUGUGACAGAAAGCAGAAAAAGCAAAGUUCUGCCCAGAAAAAGAGCAAAGUCGUCUUCAGUAGAUCUACAUCGUAACAAGUCCAGACAAAACCAGAGCCAGUCUCAAGAAGAACCAUGGGUAGAUAGAUACAAACCUGAAACUCAGAAUGACCUUGCUGUGCAAAAGAAGAAGAUUGAAGAAGUUGAAGCCUGGUUAAAAAUACACUUAUUACAGAGGCAGCCAAAGAAGGGUGGCUCUGUUUUACUGCUGACUGGUCCUCCUGGUUGUGGAAAGACUGCAACUAUACAAAUAUUAGCAAAAGAUCUUGGUGUUCAGGUGCAAGAAUGGAUCAAUCCAAUAUCUUUAGACUUUGCAAAAGAAGACGUAAGAAAUAUGUUUGGCCAUGACUCGGAUUUUCAUAUGUGUCCGAGUCAGGCCCAGGCAGCUGUCUUUCAAGAUUUUCUAUUAAGAGCAAAUAAGUAUAACAAACUUCAGAUGCUUGGGGAGUCCUCAGAAAAUGAUAAAAAGCUCAUUCUUAUUGAAGACCUACCUAACCAAUUCUAUCGAGAGCCUAGAAGCCUACAUGAAAUUCUCAGGAGAUUUGUUCAUAUGAGUAGAUGUCCACUUAUAUUUAUUAUAUCAGACAACUUCAGUGGAGACAGCAAGCAGAGGUUAAUAUUCCCAGGGGACAUUCUAGAGGAGUUGCAUAUAUCCACUAUUAGUUUCAAGCCGGUUGCAACAACAAAUAUGAUGAAAGUUCUUAAUCGAAUUGCUGCAACAGAAGCUAGUUUGAAGAGAGGAAAGAAUUUUGCUCUUGACAAAACUUCUCUGGAGUUGCUCUGCAGAGGUUGUUCAGGUGAUAUAAGAAGUGCAAUAAACAGUCUUCAGUUUUCUUCUGUGAAAGACUGCUCACUGGAGAAAGAGUUUUGGUUGAAGAAGGAAAGGAGCUCCAUGGUAAAAUGUGAAGCAGCAGUAUCUAACGUAAGAAAGAAAAGUAAAGCUGAUAUUUCAGAAGACCAGGAGAUACAAGCUAUUGGUGGCAAAGAUGCUUCCAUUUUUCUUUUCCAUGCUCUGGGGAAGAUAAUUUACUGCAAAAGAGAACCAGUGUCAGAAUCAGAAUUCCCUCAGCUGCCUGCUCACUUAUCAGAAUACCGUCGGGACACCUUGCUUAUUCAGCCUGAGGAUAUUGUGGAAAAAUCACAUAUGUCAGGAAGCAUGUUUAAUUUAUACCUUCACCAGAACUAUGUAGACUUUUUUUCUGAUAUAGAUGAUGUAGUGAGAGCCAGUGAAUACUUAAGCACCGCUGAUGUCCUUUGCAGUAACUGGAGUGCACGUCUUGUGAUGGAAAAAUACAGUGCAUCAGUGGCUACCCGAGGGGUGAUACAUUCAAAUAUGUCCAGAGCCUUUGCCCAUCACCAAGGAGGGAUGGGAUUCCGCCCUUUACAUAAACCCCAGUGGUUCUUUAUCAGUAGAAAGUAUCAAGAAAAUUGCCUUGCUGCAAAAUCUCUCUUUUCAAGCUUCUGUUUACCACCUGAGUGUCUUCAGACUGAGCUAUUGCCUUAUCUUGCUAUGUUGGCAAAUCCAAUGAGAAAUCAAGCUCAGAUUGCUUUUAUCCAGGAUGUUGGGAGGCUACCACUGAAAAGACAUCUUGGGAGGUUAAAGCUUGAAACACUUACUGAUAAAGAUCCUGGUAUACCAGACUUAUUUGUUAGCUCCGAGGGGGAUGGUGCUGAUGCUUAUGCUGUGGAGGCGGCUGCAGAGGUGGAGAAAACCACGACAGAUGAGGAUGAAUCAGGUGGAUUCCCUCUCUCUUCUAGCCAGUGCAGUGGAAGUGAACUACCUUGCAGUCAGCCCCGGCCUGUUGCAGCUCAAGCAAUCAUGGAAGAAGACGAAUUACAAAUAGAUGAAUACGAUAGUGACUGAGUACUACAAGACUGUACUGACUACUAACUUCCUUGAAUGAAUUCUUACGCUGGAGAGGCUUUUGCUAAAGAGAGUAAGGUCUGACCAAUACUGCUUUAGGUACCUAGGCUUGGCCUCCCAGCCUACCUAAAUGUGCUGUGUCAGCAUCAAGACGGCUCUCUUCAGUGUCACAUUGCAGUGUCAGUCCUGAGCUGAGUACUAAAUUACAGGCUAUUCAUUGCCUCUACUGAGCCAUGAAAUAACCUAUACUGAAAAAGAGGAUAAUGAAUGAUGACUGAAAUUAGUUUGAGACUGUAGACAAGCAGUGUCACAUUGAAAUUAUUUUUAUUUUUUACACGUUUUAAUUUGGUUUGCAGUUGUACAGUGUGUUUUCUGAGUACAUGUUUGAAAAUCUGUCAGCAUUUGAAGGUUUUAUUAAAAUUCAUACCUUCAAAAAAAAAAAAAA